Neoarius graeffei (lesser salmon catfish) is the source of this 1112-nucleotide messenger RNA. It is a transcript of the gene cd28, whose product is annotated as CD28 molecule. Gene Ontology annotation, biological process: regulation of T cell proliferation; T cell receptor signaling pathway. The record is from RefSeq and is a predicted model, not a curated record. The transcript has 3 exons. The coding region runs from base 201 to 830 and encodes 209 amino acids. NCBI's taxonomy places the organism in Eukaryota, Metazoa, Chordata, Actinopteri, Siluriformes, Ariidae. Gene Ontology annotation, cellular component: external side of plasma membrane.
AGCACUUUAUACAGGCAGUUACCGUAUAUGAGGUUUCCUGCCACAUGAUGUCACAGAGAUUUCCACAAUAGUUUGACAAUUUUCAAGCAUAAAAAGACAAUGGGAAAUACCACCAGCAUUACACAAUGAUUGCCUUCGUUAUCACACUGAUCGUGGGCCUCCCACUGGGGCAUGGUGAGUAGUGUGCAAUAUAGCUAUCUAUGGUAUUUUUUAGAAAUAUUUUGAAGUUUAAUAAUGUGACUUUAUCUGUCCCUCCAGCUUUCAGUGUGUCUCAGCCAUACUAUGCAGUGGGAAGACAGGGGCAAGUGUCUUUGCAUUGCACAAUUAACACAAGGGUACAGCCAGAAGAAAUGCAAGUGUCUGUAUAUAAGGGAAUGCAUGGAGAAGAAAAGAUCUGCAGUGCUCAUGUCAACACCUCAAACUCUCACAUAGAGACAAAUGGCAGCAUCUACUGCAGGGGUAAUGUAAGCACAGACAAAGUGGACCUGACCAUCUUUGGCUUGACGGGAGAGGACACUGACCUCUAUCGCUGUGAAGUAGAGAUCAUUUUCCCACCACCAUACAUCAAAAAAUUUGGAAAUGGCACACUGGUGUAUAUACCAGACAGCCCAGACUGCCCCCCUGAACACACGCAGGCUAGGAUUCAGGAAAUCCCCAAGAUCACAUACGACCAAACCCUUUCAUUUACCAACAUUCUGCUCUUUGCUAUUCUCAUAACCACCACCAUCACCCUCAUUCUACAGGUGAUGAAAAUGAUCCUGUUGCAACGGAAAUCCAAUCACCUGACACAAACAUUUUCACAGAAAGGCGAUUACAAGAACUUUUGGUGAUAUGUACAAUAUUUAUCACUGAUAAUCAUCGGAAUCUGCAUUACCAAAGAAUUAUACUUUUGUACUAUAAUAGUAAUAAAUUACUACUGUUUUAUCUGAAGGUAGAUAAAUAACUCAGCUUGUUGCAAAGCUUCCUGUGCAAUGUCUUUGUAAUUUUCAGUGGAAAAGAAACAUUACAUGUUUCCUAUGGAAGUGUACCCAGUGUUGAAGAACUGCCUUUCAGUCAAUUAAACUCUGUUAAAAAUAAAAAAUAAAAAAGUCUCUGUUUCCUGUAAGAAUUAA